This is a messenger RNA of Scedosporium apiospermum, 600 nucleotides long. RefSeq lists its product as uncharacterized. NCBI's taxonomy places the organism in Eukaryota, Fungi, Ascomycota, Sordariomycetes, Microascales, Microascaceae. Gene Ontology annotation, molecular function: RNA binding; structural constituent of ribosome. The transcript has 4 exons. Gene Ontology annotation, biological process: maturation of SSU-rRNA from tricistronic rRNA transcript (SSU-rRNA, 5.8S rRNA, LSU-rRNA); translation. Gene Ontology annotation, cellular component: ribosome; cytosolic small ribosomal subunit. The coding region runs from base 1 to 600 and encodes 199 amino acids. The record is from RefSeq and is a predicted model, not a curated record.
AUGUCGGCCCCUCAGAGUGUACAGUGCUUCGGCAAGAAGAAGACGGCUACUGCUGUCGCCCACUGCAGUGUAAGGAGUCUCGUUCUUCCCCGCGUUGUUGGCUUUCUGGGCCCUUCGUUUUCCGAGGAGGAGACGGACGUUUCGAGUGCGAAGGUCGAAGGACAAUUGGAGGAUUUUGGGAUGGAGGAGAGGAGGGAAAAUAAACAAUGGUGCCUGGGGAGGCGAAUCCCUCGCCGUGGUCCUACCCCCAUCAUCAAGGUCAAUGGCCGUCCUCUCCAGCUCGUCCAGCCCGCCAUCCUCCGAUACAAGGUCUAUGAGCCUCUCCUCGUUCUCGGCCUCGACAAGUUCGCUCAAGUCGACAUCCGCGUCCGAGUCUCCGGCGGUGGUCACACUUCCCAGAUCUACGCCAUCCGACAGGCCAUCGCCAAGAGCCUGAUCGCCUACUACCAGAAGUACGUCGACGAGCACUCCAAGAACCUCCUCAAGCAGGCCCUCGUCCAGUUCGACCGAACCCUCCUCGUCGCCGACAACCGUCGCUGCGAGCCCAAGAAGUUCGGCGGUCCCGGCGCCCGUGCCAGGUUCCAGAAGUCCUACCGUUAA